Pelmatolapia mariae (spotted tilapia) is the source of this 2184-nucleotide messenger RNA. Its product is annotated as protein L-Myc-1b-like. Gene Ontology annotation, biological process: regulation of transcription by RNA polymerase II. The transcript is spliced from 3 exons. NCBI's taxonomy places the organism in Eukaryota, Metazoa, Chordata, Actinopteri, Cichliformes, Cichlidae. Bases 391 to 1509 code for a protein of 372 amino acids. Gene Ontology annotation, molecular function: RNA polymerase II cis-regulatory region sequence-specific DNA binding; DNA-binding transcription factor activity, RNA polymerase II-specific; protein dimerization activity. The record is from RefSeq and is a predicted model, not a curated record.
ACGCCUUAUAACAGGGUAUCUCACUGGCGCGAAAAACGCACUGUGUGGCUCUUUAUUGUGGAGGCCGGGGAGAGUAUAGCGCGUGCUGUUUCAGCCCCGGCGUUUUUUGGGCUCUCUCUUAUUUUUUAGUUCUUUUGUUUUAUUUAUCUGGAACAAAAACGUGUAGAUCGCACACCAGAAACAACUGGAUUUGGUUUUAAGCCAUCACAUUUUCGUGAAUUGAAGACAAUUGGGUCUUUCGUUGCCGUUGGGGGGAUUUCUAUUUUUUUCUGUGCGCUGAAUUACGCAUCGGAAAUUUCGGGGAGAGCCGAACGUUUUUCAGAAGCCACUCGUGUGUGCCACUGGAUCAUUCCUGGGAAUAAACUCUGGAGGAUAUUAUUAGCCGGGAAAAUGGACUUCGACUCGCACUAUUUUUUCGAUUAUUUGGAUACCGAGGAGGAUUUUUACAAAUCAACCGCACCAAGCGAGGACAUAUGGAAAAAGUUCGAGCUGCUUCCCACCCCUCCCAUGUCUCCCACCCGGACUCUAAACCCCCUCUCGCCGGGAGACAGGCUCAGCGUGUUUUCCAAAAUGCUGGGCCAGGAGGACGAGUGCGAGGGUCAGUUCAUCCCGGACACCGAGGAGUUAUUCGGUAACCUCAGCGCCCACAUAAUUCAGGACUGCAUGUGGAGUAGCUUCUCUGCCAGCAAGCAGCUGGAGAAGGUCAACGGGAGAACGCCGGCUGCGGGGCACACCGGUGUUCCCCCCGUCCCCCAGAUCUCCGCAAGAGCGAACAAAGCGCAGUGCGUCUCGCCCGGUAGCUUGCUCUCCAUCAAGGCGACGGACUGCGUUGACCCCGCUGCUGUUCUCACCUUCCCCGCAAGCAGCUGCAGGAAGCCGGCGUCGUCUGGCUCUGAGUCCCGCUCUGAUUCCUCUGAUGAUGAAGAGGAGAUCGAUGUAGUCACUGUGGAGAACAAGCAGAACCGGGUGCGGCUGGUAAAUGUCCGAAAACCAGUCACCAUCACGGUCCGGGCGGACCCCUGCCCCAAACGUUUUCACAUGUCUGUCCACAGACAGCAGCACAACUAUGCUGCUCGUUCCCCAGACAGUGAGCCAGAACCGGAGGAGGAGGAGGAGGAGGAUGACGAUGAGGAGGAGGAGGAGGAGGAGGAAGAACCCCCAAGCAAGCGUGCCUUUAUGGGACCCGGUGCUUCAGCUCAUCUCUCCCAACCAUCAUCCUCCUCGGAGGCUUCACAGAACUCGGACACAGACGACACGGACCGCAGACGGAACCACAAUUUCCUUGAGAGGAAGAGGAGGAAUGACCUCAGGUCUCGUUUCCUUGCCCUACGGGAUCAGAUCCCAGGCCUAGAGUCGGCCAAAACGCCAAAGGUGGCCAUCCUGACCCAGGCGACAGAGUACCUCAUGGAGCUGCACAGCAGGGAGAAACGGCAGCUGCAGGAGAAGAAGCGCCUCAAAUCCAGACGCCAGCAGCUCCUUCGCAGGCUAUCUGAACUCAAGUGCUCUUGAGCCUCCAAACAAGCGCGCCUUCAAAAUAAACUGCCUCAUUCACCCCCGAGAACUUUUGCUCACAAGUUACCCGUCACUUUUGAAAAGCUAUGCUUUUUUUUUUUUUUUCUACAUGCCUCAUGUGAAUAGCUGUGAAAUUUGUUUGGAAUGCAUUCAGCUGUUGUUGUGAAUUGACUGUGCUGGCCUGUGAACCUGUUCUGAUGAUGAGGAGUGGUUAGAUUUUUUUAUUUUUUAUUUUUUUUGGUCAGUAGUUGGGUUGAUGAAUUGAUGCUCAUCAAUACCAUGAUGUGAAUUGCCUGUUAAUUGCUAACCAAGAGCAAACAUUUGUAGCCUUUUGAAUAUGUGUGUUUCUUCAUUUCACCAUUGCACAUGGAGUGAUGCAUGAAUGCCUUUCUGUGUAGCUGGGAGUGAAUGAAUUACUUUUUUUUUUUUUUUUUUUUUUUUUUUUGUAUGACUGAUUAUUUGAGGUUCCAUAAAACAAAGACUCUACUCCUCUGGGUGGUGUAACACCAGGCUACCCAAAAGCCUCUGUUUUGAUAGGAUAAUAGGAGGAAAACUGGGAUGAUAAAGGUUGCACUACUGUACUUUAUACUCACACGUCACUUUCAAUGCUUCUUCUGAUUUUGUUUUAUAAGCAUGCUAACAACAAUAGCAUCAUUAAAUUUUUAUACCAUA